CGUGCCCGCCGCCCCCGGGUCCCGCCGCGCCUGCUCGCGGCCGGGGUCUGCGCGCCCCGGGCGACCCGCAGGAAGGGUAAGAGAAGGGGCCCGACUGGAAGGGCUCCAACUGCAGGGGAGGCGUUCCCGGCCAGGCCGAAAGGCGUGUGCACUGAACGGUUUUUCCUGCUCGGAAUCCGAGAGCCGUGGAAAGUUUCGAAGGCGGAGGCAUGGCCGGGCAGUCUUGUCGUUUUGUCCAGGCCAGGAAGCCGGAGGGAGGAUCAGGUGUUUUCAGGUUAACCGUCAGAAAUACAAUGGCUCAUCUUGAUUCUGAGGUGAAAGAAGAAUGUCUGAGGGAAGACCUGAAGUUUUACUUCAUGAACCCUUGUGAAAAAUACCGAGCCAGACGCCAGCUUCCGUGGAAACUGGGUUUGCAGAUUUUGAAGAUAGUCAUGGUCACCACACAGCUUGUUCGUUUUGGUUUAAGUAACCAGUUGGUGGUUGCUUUCAAAGAAGAAAACACUGUUGCUUUUAAGCACUUGUUUUUGAAAGGAUAUUCUGGCAUAGAUGAAGAUGACUACAGCUACAGUGUAUAUACUCAAGAGGACGCCUAUGAGAGCAUCUUUUUUGCUAUUAAUCAGUAUCAUCAUCUAAAGAACAUAUCCCUGGGGACCCUUGGUUAUGGAGAAAAUGAAGACAAUAGAAUUGGCUUAAAAGUCUGUAAGCAGCAUUACAAGAAAGGGAGCAUGUUUCCUUCUAAUGAGACGCUGAAUAUUGACAGUGACACUGAAAGAGACUGUCUCCACAUAGACCUUCAGGCCCUCUCCAAGAACCCUCAGGACUGGAAGAACUCAUCAUUCUUCAGACUGGAAUUUUAUCGGCUCUUACAAGUUGAAAUCUCCUUUCACCUUAAAGGCAUUGAUCUACAGACGAUUCACUUCCGAGAGUUACCGGACUGUUACAUCUUUCAGAAUACGAUUACCUUUGACAAUAGAGCUCACAGUGGCAAAAUCAAAAUCUAUUUUGACAGUGAUGCUCACAUCGAAGAAUGUAAAGACUUGAACAUAUCUGGAUCUAUUCAGAAAAAUACCCAGUAUAUCCUGGUGUUUGAUGCAUUUGUCAUUGUGAUUUGCUUGGCAUCUCUUAUUCUGUGCACGAGAUCCAUUGUUCUAGCUCUAAAGUUACGAAAGAGAUUUCUAAAUUUCUUCCUGGAGAAGUACAAGCGACAUGUGUGUAACGCCGACCGAUGGGAGUUCAUCAAUGGGUGGUAUGUCCUGGUGAUUAUCAGCGACCUAAUGACAAUAAUUGGCUCCAUAUUGAAAAUGGAAAUUAAAGCAAAGAAUCUCACAAAUUACGAUCUGUGCAGCAUUUUGCUUGGAACGUCUACACUGUUGGUCUGGGUUGGAGUCAUCAGAUACCUGGGUUAUUUCCAAGCAUAUAAUGUGCUCAUUUUAACAAUGCAAGCCUCAUUGCCAAAAGUUCUACGCUUCUGCGCGUGUGCAGGAAUGAUCUAUCUGGGUUACACGUUCUGUGGCUGGAUUGUCUUAGGACCAUACCAUGACAAGUUUGAAGAUCUGGACACAGUUGCUGAGUGUCUGUUCUCUCUGGUCAACGGUGAUGACAUGUUCGCAACCUUCGCCCAAAUCCAGAAGAAGAGCAUCUUGGUGUGGCUCUUCAGUCGCCUGUAUUUAUAUUCCUUCAUCAGUCUCUUUAUAUAUAUGAUUCUCAGCCUUUUCAUUGCACUUAUUACAGAUUCUUAUGACACCAUUAAGAAAUACCAACAGAAUGGGUUUCCUGACACGGAUCUUCAGGAAUUCCUGAAGGACUGCAGUAGCAAAGAAAAAUGCCAGAAAGAGUCCUCGGCCUUCCUAUCCUGCAUCUGCUGUCUGAGGAGGAAAGGAAGUGAUGACCACUUGAUACUUAUUAACUAAAGUCCUUCUGCUAAAGAUAACCAAGUUUCAAGCCUCCUUAUCCAGUGACAAUGCAGAGGAAUCCCAGACAGCUUGGACCAGCACUUCCAAAAAUACUGUCUUAUUUCAUUGUGGAGUGGGAAAGAGAAGGGACUGUCAGCUGGCUACCACCACUGAAGUUCCCCAGUUCCUUUUUAUAACCUUGGAUGGUGAAGAAUAGACAACAGUCCAUGACCGGGCAUCAGUGCAAUAGAGCAGUGAUAAUGGAAUUCUGUCUAAGUCUUUUAAUUUAUGACAUCGUAGUGUUGGGUUGGAAAAAAUCACAUUUCAGAGUGUGCAAAACAGUGAAGUUUAAAGCUGUGUAUUUAAAGAUUUGUGUUUAUCAUCAAAUAAGGGUUUGUUUUAGAAGGGAUUCUUGGGUUAGAAGACGUUUGUUAAUUCAUGGUCUCCACAGAAAUGCAGUUGCUUGCAAUACCAAAUUAGACACUCCAAGCUGGAGAACUGUUAAGCCAUUUAAAGAUCGCACUUAAAACAACAAAAAGACCUCUGGCAGUAGACAUCUCUGGGCCUGUUUUCCUGUGGUCUUCUUCUUCAGCAUGAUAUGAAGCAACUGUUGGCAUUGUCGGUGGGACGAAGGGGAAACAGGGUCAUGUGGAUACCUCGUCACUUGCGCUGGUUGAUUGUACACACGACAGGUGGAAGGAAGCUUAGCCGUGGUCACUCGUUUUAACAAUUGAACUCCACUGUGGUGGGGACUUGCCCUUGUCAAGCAAGGAAAGAUGUUUUUUUUUCCCCAAAUAAAUUUAUUUUUAUCAUACCA
This is a messenger RNA of Equus quagga, 2709 nucleotides long. RefSeq names its product mucolipin TRP cation channel 2 (gene MCOLN2). Lineage: Eukaryota; Metazoa; Chordata; Mammalia; Perissodactyla; Equidae. The record is from RefSeq and is a predicted model, not a curated record. Gene Ontology annotation, molecular function: NAADP-sensitive calcium-release channel activity. Bases 210 to 1910 code for a protein of 566 amino acids. The transcript has 14 exons. Gene Ontology annotation, cellular component: plasma membrane; lysosomal membrane.